Messenger RNA from Sodiomyces alkalinus F11, 1899 nucleotides. Its product is annotated as myo-inositol-1-phosphate synthase. The coding region runs from base 272 to 1888 and encodes 538 amino acids. Gene Ontology annotation, biological process: inositol biosynthetic process; phospholipid biosynthetic process. Gene Ontology annotation, molecular function: inositol-3-phosphate synthase activity. Lineage: Eukaryota; Fungi; Ascomycota; Sordariomycetes; Glomerellales; Plectosphaerellaceae. The record is from RefSeq and is a predicted model, not a curated record. Gene Ontology annotation, cellular component: cytoplasm. The transcript is spliced from 2 exons.
CCCCCCCAAAACCCUUUCCAACAGACCGAUCGCACUUUCGAGUCGCGAUCACCCCCGUCGUCAAGACGUUCUCCAACCUCCUCAACUCGGUCCAUCACCCGUUCGCAGGAGGCCGCCGUUCUACCGCUCCCGGGAGAUCAGCGGACUCGGCCUUCGAUCAUUAAAAGAGAAACCCGCGUGGUAACUCGCCAAAUAGCUACUUAAAUUUCUCAACCUACUUCUCUUUUUUAUCGAACCGGCCACGCCCGCACUCCUUACAAGUCAAGUCAACAUGGCUCCCCACGCUGACUCGGGCUCCCUGAACGGAGAUGGACCUGCCAACGGCCACAACGGCACCGCCGCCGCCGCCCGCUCGGAUCUUUUCACGGUGAACUCGGCUAAUGUCACCUACUCGGAGACGGAUAUCCUGUCCAAGUACACGUACCGCACCACCGACGUCACCAAGGACGACAGCGGCAAGUAUGUCGCCACACCCAAGGAGACGGUGUACGAGUUCAAGACGGACCGCAAGGUUCCCAAGCUCGGCAUGAUGCUUGUCGGCUUGGGCGGAAACAACGGCACCACGGUCACGGCCGGCAUCAUCGCCAACCGUCGCAACCUCGCCUGGGAGACGAAGGAGGGCACCCGCGCCGCCAACUACUACGGGUCGGUCAUCAUGGGCUCGACCAUCAAGCUCGGCACCGACGCCAAGAGCCGGAGGGAGGUGAACAUCCCGUUCCACGACAUCCUGCCCAUGGUGCACCCCAACGACCUGGUCAUCGGCGGCUGGGACAUCAGCAAGAUGAACCUGGCCGAGGCCAUGGACCGCGCGCAGGUGCUCGAGCCGACGCUCAAGCAGCUGGUCCGCAAGGAGAUGGCGUCCAUGGUGCCCCUGCCCAGCAUCUACUACCCUGACUUUAUCGCGGCCAACCAGGAGGACCGCGCCGACAACGUGCUCCCCGGCAGCAAGGCGUCGUGGGACCACGUCGAGCAGAUCCGCAAGGACAUCCGCGACUUCAAGGCGGCGAACGGGCUGGACAAGGUGAUCGUGCAGUGGACGGCCAACACGGAGCGGUAUGCCGACAUCAUCCCGGGGGUCAACGACACGGCGGACAACCUGGUGCGGGCGAUCAAGGAGGGCCACGAGGAGGUGUCGCCGUCGACGGUGUUCUCGGUGGCGUGCACGCUGGAGGGCGUGGUGUUCAUCAACGGGUCGCCGCAGAACACGUUCGUGCCGGGGGCGAUCGAGCUGGCGGAGCGGCACGGCGCGUUCGUGGGCGGCGACGACUUCAAGUCCGGGCAGACCAAGAUGAAGUCGGCGCUGGUGGACUUUUUGAUUAAUGCCGGCAUCAAGCUGACGUCGAUUGCGAGCUACAACCACCUCGGCAACAACGACGGCAAGAACCUGAGCUCGCAGAAGCAGUUCCGGUCCAAGGAGAUCUCCAAGUCCAACGUGGUCGACGACAUGGUCGAGGCCAACACGGUGCUGUACGAGGAGGGCGAGCACCCGGACCAUUGCGUCGUCAUCAAGUACAUGCCGGCGGUGGGCGACGACAAGCGCGCGCUGGACGAGUACUACGCCGAGAUCUUCAUGGGCGGGCACCAGACCAUUUCCAUCUUCAACGUGUGCGAGGACUCGCUGCUGGCGUCGCCGCUCAUUAUUGACCUUGUUCUCAUCGCCGAGCUGAUGACGCGCAUCCAGUGGCGCACCCAGGCCGACGGCGACUUUAAGAGCUUCCACAGUGUGCUCAGCGUGCUUAGCUACAUGCUCAAGGCGCCCCUGACGCCGCCUGGGACGCCCGUGAUCAACGCGCUCGGCAAGCAGCGGGCGGCGCUGAUUAACAUCUUCCGGGCUUGUGUCGGUCUCGAGCCUGAGAAUGACAUGACCCUCGAGCACAAGCUGUUCUAAACUGACUGCGG